GUGUGUAUCUAUGUUUGUAAAUACUGUGUGUAUUUAUCCAACCCUUGAAGCGGUAUGCAUGUACAUGGUUGAAGAUUUCAGAUUAUUGAAAAAUGCACACAGUAUUAGUGACAGGAGGAUGUGGUUUUCUAGGUCAACAUGUGGUCAAACAUUUACAGCUAUAUGGAGAGAACAUAAAGGAAAUACGGGUUCUAGAUUUCAUUCCUUUUGAAAGAAAAUUAGAAUACAACUGUGAUAGGACGAUAACGUCAGUCAUUGGAGACAUACAGGAUGUAGAAUUAGUCACACGAGCUUGUAAAGGGGUCGAUGCUGUGUUCCACCUAGCGUCAAAAAUAGACGUUUCCUUACUUCCUGACGUACAAUCUAUGUAUGAUGUUAAUGUAAAAGGUACACACAAUAUCAUUAAAGCGUGCAAAGAAAAAGACGUGCAAUACUUGAUAUACUGCGGUACUUUAGGAUCAUUUUAUGGGUACGACGCUGUUCGGAACGGAACAGAAACAUCUGUAACUUUUCCAAAGAAAUGUUCACAUGGCCAUUACGGAGAAACAAAACGGAAAGCUUUGGAGAUCGUUAUAAAUGAGAAUGGAUCAUCUUUGAAAAAUGGUAAAGUUCUUCGAACUAUUGGUAUUUUACCUCCCGGGAUGUACGGCGAACUUGAUCCAACCAAUACAAUAUCUCGUAACAGAUCAGUGCGGAAUGGAAUAUACUAUCGUGUAAUGGGAGCCAUGGAGGCAAAAAUACAAUACAGUUAUGUUGGAAAUGUUGCUAUGAUGUUUGUCAGAGCGUAUCAGUCAUUGCUUAACAACGAAAAGCUUGGCGGACAGUACGUUUUUGCAGUUGACGAUUCACCACCACAGACACAUAUAGAACAUCGAAAACCGUACAUAGGCGAAACUAUUGGAGUAUCGUCAUGGUUUGUGUCACAUCGCUUUGUGUGUGCUGUACUCCAUUUCAUAUACAUUUGCUUACUUAUAAUAAGUCCGUUUAAAAAGAUAAAUUUUCAGUUAUCGCCUAAUGUAAUUAAUUUUGUCAAUACAACUUUUUAUGUAACAUAUGAGAAAGCAAAAAUGAUGUUUGGUUACAAACCUUUUUACGACUUCAAAGAAUCUAUCCGUAGAACUAUAGACAGCUUGCCUAAAGUAAAGCAGUGACCGACAAAACAAUUGACUGAAGAAAAGUAUAGAAAACUUGAAAGUUUGCAGACAAUAAACUAUUGAGGAAGGACCUUCUAGAUUUAAAUUUGAAGACAGGCGUUGUUGUUAUUUUGUAAC
Molecule: messenger RNA, 1271 nt
Organism: Mytilus trossulus (common blue mussel)
Lineage: Eukaryota; Metazoa; Mollusca; Bivalvia; Mytilida; Mytilidae
Product: 3 beta-hydroxysteroid dehydrogenase/Delta 5-->4-isomerase type 4-like
Exons: 5
Coding region: 93-1151 (352 amino acids)
Biological process (GO): steroid biosynthetic process
Molecular function (GO): 3-beta-hydroxy-Delta5-steroid dehydrogenase (NAD+) activity
Source: RefSeq, a predicted model, not a curated record